This is a messenger RNA of Didymodactylos carnosus, 9072 nucleotides long. NCBI's taxonomy places the organism in Eukaryota, Metazoa, Rotifera, Eurotatoria, Philodinida, Philodinidae. The record is from the annotation of a GenBank genome assembly.
AUGGCUGUUGGCGAUGAUGUCGCUCCUCGUUUUUCUACACCGCCAGCUAUUCGUCAAUUACCAGACGACAGUAAUAUAUUAUUUCUUGAAUGUCAAGUGCAAGCUUCACCCAAACCCGAUAUAACAUGGUUUAAAAAUGAUCAAAAAUUAUCCGCAGCAGAAAAGUAUAAACAAGCAAUAAAAACAUCAACAACACCAAAUACAUACGAUAUAUCAUUGGAAAUAAAUCAAUUGGGACAAGAAGAUGCGGGCACAUAUCGUAUUCUUGCAAAAAAUAAGACAGGAGAAGUAUCAGCAAAUGUUAAUCUUAAUUUUGCAGGUGAAGAUGAUGCAGCAGCAGCUCCAGCUCAAGAUUCAGCCGAAGGUACAUCACCGACAUUUAUUCAAAAACCCAUUAUUAAACAAGAAAAUGAUGGCAAACGAUUGAUAUUUGAAUGUAAAAUAGCAGCUGAUCCAAAACCCGAUUUAUUUUGGUCGCGUGAUGAUGUUCCAAUACAAGAUUCGGGACGUUAUUUAAUUUAUUGUGAUCCACUUCCGAAUAAUGCUUAUGUUGCAUGUUUGGAAAUAGAUGAUGUUAAUGCUACAGAUGCUGGAAAAUAUAAAGUAACAGCCAAGAAUAAAUUAGGUGAAAGUAAUGCUCAUAUUACUUUAAAUUUGGACAAUCAAGAACAAGGUAGUGGUGGUCGUCCAUCAUUCACUGUUGCACCACAAAUUCGUAUGUUUGAAGAAUCUGUUCUAUUCGAAUGUCGUUGUACAGCUGAUCCGGUACCAACUUUUACAUGGAAUCUCGGUGGAAAACCAAUUGUAAUUGGAACAAAAUAUAAACAAGGAAUUUUGUCAGAAGGAAAUAAUCAUACAAUAUUUCUUGAAGUAUUAAAUCUUUCUAAAAAAGAUUCUGGUGAAUAUCGUGUUACAGCUAAAAAUGCCAAAGGUGAUGGUUCAGCUAACAUACAGUUAAAUAUUGAAGGAGUUGAUUUCAAAUUGCCAGAAGGUAUUGCACCAACAUUUACGGCUAAACCAACAAUAAAACAAGAUGCUAAAUCAGCUACUGUUCAAAUUGAUAUUGAAGCUGAUCCAACUCCAUCCAUUCAUUGGACAAAAGAUAAUAAAGAACUAUUAAAUGUUGAUAAAAUCAUAACACGAAUUGUUGGAAAAGGAUCAAAUCGUUAUAGUAUAUUUCUUGAUAUUAAGAAUUUGACAACAUCCGAUAGUGGUAUCUAUAAAUGUACAUUAGCAAAUGAACUCGGUACAGCGGUUGCCAAUGUUGUAUUAAAAGUAGUUGGUGAUAAAAUUAAUCUUGAACAAACUGAUAAACUUGCACCAUCAUUUGAAAAACCAAAAAUUACAAAAGUUGUAACUAAAAAAUCGAUUACAAUUGAAUGUCGAUGUAAAGGAAAACAAGAACCAAAAAUAACGUGGAAAAAAGAUAAAGUCGAUAUUAAAGAAACACCAAAUAAAUAUAAAAUGACAAAAACAAAAGAAUCAGAAGACACAUAUUUAUAUGUACUAGAAGUAUUGAAUCCAGAGACAAAGGACUCGGGAUUGUAUAAAAUAAUGGCUAAAAACGAUGCAGGUGAAUCACAAUCACUUAUUAAUUUGACUGUGGAUGCUGGUGCACAACCGGAAGCUGCCAAAGAAGCUGGUCCUCAACUUAAAAAGCCAAGAAUAAAGCGUGACAAAGCAAAUAAAAAAGUGACGGUGGAAAUCGAUUGUGUCUCAUCAACUGAACCAAAAACCGAAUGGUUUAAAAACAAUGCACCGCUCAAAGAAAGUUCUCGAAUUAGUCAAGCUGUUCAAAAAGGCAAACCAGAUCAUACACUUGUGCUCACCAUUGAUCAACCAACAGCAACCGAUGCCGGAAAUUAUAGUGUUGGAGCGAAAAAUAACGCCGGCGAAAGUGUUACCGAUUUUGUUUUAACACCAGACGAUUGUAAUUUUGGCGACGAUGAGGAACAGGAAAAAAAACCAGCUGCUACACCUAAACAACCGACAGAAGCAAAGACUGCCACCAAACCGGCUGCAGAUACCAAACCGACUGCAGAUACCAAACCGGCUGCAGAUACCAAACCGGCUGCAGAUACCAAACCGGCUGCAGAUACUAAACCAGCUGCAGAUACCAAAUCAGCUGCAGAUACCAAAACCAAGAUGGCAGCACCUACAUUUCCAGAUAAACCAAAAGAUAUUAUUGCGAAUGAUGGUGAAAAAGUUCAAAUACAAUGCAAAGUUACAGGAACACCAACUCCUGAAAUCACAUGGUUUUUUAACAAAAAAGAAGUGAAACCUUCUGCUGUAUGUUACCGUAAUGCUUUGGAAGAUAAAUAUGAUGGACAAAUAGCAAAAUUAACUCUUCCAGAUGGUUACGUUGAAGAUAGCGGAGACUGGAUGUGUGAAGCAUGGAAUGAAGCCGGAGAAGCAACACAAAAUGUUAAAGUGACAGUUAAAGAAAAAAAAGGAAGAACAAAACGAGUAAGAAAACCACCACCAAAAUCCACGAAAAAAGAUGAAGAACCAAGUAAAAAAGAUCAAAGAAAACAAGCAUUAGAACAACAAAAAACACAAGAAGCCACUCAACCCUCAAAACACGAUGAUGCAGUUUCUUCACCUACAAUUUCAAUACCCAAUAAUGAUAAUUAUGAUGACGAUUAUAAUGAAAUAUCAUCGGUUCCAGUUAUUCAAACGGAUGAGCCAUUAUAUGAGGAGGAAGGGCCCAAACGAGCAAAACCGACGAUAGCUACUGCUGAUAAAUCGAAACGUUUAUCACAAACAAAAUUAGAAGCUAUUUCAGAAAUGUCAAGUUCAAAACCUCGUGAAAAGAAAAUAAGAGAAGCAUUGGAACAACAUACGGAUAUUCUUGCACCAAUUUUUAUCGAAAAACCACAAAACUUAAGUUUUAAAGAAGGUGAACGAGAUUUUGUUGAGGCUGUUAUUGAUGGUAAUCCGUUUCCUAAAGUAUCGUGGUUAAAAGGUUCUCGAGAAAUAGCUGCAGGAGCGAAAUAUCACAUGGAAAUUGAUCGAACAACUGGUACAUGUACAUUAACACUAACAAAAUGUCGUCAAGAAGAUGAAGCUCAAUAUGGAAUAUUAAUUCAUAAUGAGCAUGGUGAAGAGCAAGUGAACUUCAAAUUAUUUGUUAAACUUAAAGAUGCGGCAUUAGAUUUUCGUGAUGUAUUAAAACAUCGUGAAUUUGCUAAACAAAAAUUGGACGAAGAAGAUAUGGAUUGGCCAGAUUUGAAACACGUUAAUACUCCACAAAUUCGUACCGAUCAACCUGAAGAGACUGGUAAUGAUGAAAAUACCCCAUCACGACGUUCUUCUAUCAUGGACGAUCGUCGAACAUCAUUGCGUCAUGUUGAUCAAGAAAAUUUAUUGAAAGUACGUCGUGAUUCAAAAACAAGACGACCAUCAUUAGCUGAUGUUAUUCCUGAUUGGCCAACACUUCAUAAAACUGUUAAACCGACAAAGGAAAAAGAAACAUUUAUUGAACCACUUCAAGAUAUUAAAUGUAAAGAAGAAGAUGGUGAAAGAACAUUUCAGUGUGUUUUUUCAAAAUCGAGUGGAAAACUAAGAUGGAUGAAAAAUAAAGUAGAAAUAUUUCAUGGUUUAAAAUAUCAUUUUGAUUCAAGUGGACCAAGACAUAAAUUAACAAUUUAUAAAUUACAUCCCGAUGAUAGUGGAAAAUAUUUUUGUCGAGUUAAUGAAACAGAAACAUCUGCUUGGCUAGAAGUCACACCUGCACGUCCAUUGUAUGAUUUUUAUAAAGAAUUACCAGCUAAAAUGGAAGUAUUUCGAACAAAACCCACUGCUCUUGAAUGUCAUGUUAAUGACGCAUCAGCUCCUGUUAAAUGGUACAAAGGGACAGUACCAAUUGAUACAGAUAAAGAUAAACGAUUUCGUAUUUAUCAAGAUAUGACACGUUGUAUCUUUCGAAUUAAUAAAACAACGAAAGCAGAUGAAGGCGAAUAUACAUGUCAAAUAGAUGAUGAACGUGGUGUUAAAACCACAGGGUAUUUAUAUGUUGAAGAACCACAAUGGCGUUUUGAAACAAAAUUACCACCAACUAUGGAAGCUGAUGAAAAUGAUCAAAUUGAAUUGGAAUGCACUGUUCAGGAUGAAGAUGCUGAAUGUGACUGGUUUUAUAAUGGAGAAAAAAUAAUACCCGAACUCGAUUCACAUAAAUAUGAAGUCAUAUCUUAUGGAAAAGUACGCAAAAUGGUUGUUAAAAACCUUAAACCAGAAGAUAAAGGCAAAUAUGAAUGUAAAACGGGUGUAAUGACAACAGCAACAGAAUUAACUGUUAAACCUGCACUUAGAUUUGAAAGCAAAUUGAGCGAUAUAGAUGCUUUAGAAGAAGCUGACAUCGUUUUAGAGGUUGAAAUGAAUAAAUCUGAUCAACGGCCACGUUGGAUAAAAGACGGAAAAACGCUAUAUCCAGAUCAAAAGAUUGUGAUAAUAAACGAUGGAAAUAAAUAUCGUUUAACGCUGAAAGACCUUACAUUGAAAGAUGCUGGAGAAAUUCAAUUUCAAUGUGGUGAUUUAAAAGAUAGCUGUCGCAUUACCGUUAAAGAAUGUGAUAAACCACCGAGAAUUGAUGUUUCUCGUUUUGCAAAAUCUGUUACGGUUAAAGCUGGCCGACCUCUUGAGCUAGAUAUACCUUAUGAUGCUUUUCCACAACCACUUGGUAGUUGGACAAAAGACGGAAAAGCCGCUGACAGUGAUACAUGCAAAACAGCAGUGGAUGCCAAAAAAGCAAAAUUAUCAAUUGAAAAAACAAAACGUAGUGAUAAGGGAAAAUACGAGUUAACAUUAAGAAAUGCCAAAGGAGAAAUCAAAGUUCCAAUUGAUGUUAAUGUUAUUGAUAAACCUGCUAAGCCUGAAGGCCCCUUGAAAGUAACAGAUGUUACAAAAGAAACAUGUGUUGUAUCAUGGAAACCACCAUUGGACGAUGGUGGUUGUACAAUAGAAAAAUAUAUAGUAGAAAAACAAGAUCUUUCACGUGGCGGUUGGGCACCGGCCGGUGAAAUUAAUGGAGAAGCCACAUCAUUGAAAUUAACAAAAUUGACACCGGGCAAAGAAUAUUUGUUUCGUGUACGUGCCUUGAAUAAAGAAGGAGAAAGUGAAAAUCUAGAAACAACAGCAAAAACUUUAGCUAAAAAUCCGUUUGAUGAGCCGAGUGCGCCUGGUCAACCUGAAGCAACUGAUUGGGACAAAGACCAUGUUGAUUUACAAUGGAGCACACCAGAAAAAGAUGGUGGUGCACCGAUAGAAAAAUACAUAAUUGAGAAACGAGAAAAAGGAAAAGAUCAAUGGCAAAAGGGAGCAGAAGUUGAUGGACAAAGAACAAAAGGCACCUGUCCAUUGCUGUUGGAAGGAAAAGAAUAUGAGUUUCGGGUGGUUGCCUGUAAUAAAGCCGGUCCGGGUGAACCGAGCGAAGCAUCGAAGCCAGUAGUAGCUAAACCAAGAUUUUUGGCACCAAAAAUAAACAGAAUUGGUUUAAAAUCUGUUACGGUCAAACAAGGUCAGCCAAUUACAUUAGAAGCACCGUUUGUUGCUGAACCAUUGCCAACGAUGCAAUGGCUUAAAGAAUCUUCGGAAGUCAAACCUGAUGAUCGCACACAAAUUACACUAACCGAAAAAUUAGCAAAACUGGUUAUUAAUAAAUCUGUACGUUCUGAUACCGGAAAAUAUAUCAUUCGGUUGGUUAACGGAUCUGGAACAGAACAGGCAGAAUGUGAAGUCAUCGUACUGGGUCCACCGUCGAGACCUCGAGGUCCGUUAGAAGUCAAAGGGGUAACCAAAAACAGUGUUACUUUGGCAUGGAAACCACCAGAAGAUACGGGUGGCAAAGACAUCACGAAUUAUGUUGUCGAAAAACGUGACAAAAAAAGCGGAGAUUGGGUGCGUGUUAACGAUGCAAUUGAUGGCACACAAGUAACGAUACCAAAAUUAAAAGAAGGACACGAAUAUGAGUUUCGCGUUAUGGCUGAAAAUGCAAAUGGUCUUAGUGAACCUUUAGUAACAGAAACAGGUAUAAUAGCUAAAAAUCCAUUUACUGAACCCGGCCAACCAGGAACACCUGAAUGCACCAGUCGUAAUCGUGAUCAUAUUGAAAUUAAAUGGUCUCCACCACGAAGCGAUGGUGGUGCACCGAUUAAAGGCUACAUAGUAGAAAGACGAGACAAAACGGCAAAGAAAAAAGAUUGGUCCAAAGUUAAUAAAGGUGAAUUACACAGGACGCCGAAUUUUCUUGACGAAAAUGUAACAGCCGGAAAAGAGUAUGAAUACAGAGUGACAGCUGUAAACGAAGCUGGUCCAGGAGAACCAAGUUCUGGAAGUGCCGGCAUUUUUGCUAAACCCGAAAACGAAAAGCCUUCGUUCGAUUUAAGCUCACUAUUUGGUCCGCUAGGAAAGAGAGAAAUUCGUGUUAAAGCCGGUGAACCGCUAACAAUUGAUUUACCCAUAAAUGGUGCUCCUGCUCCAACUGUUACUUGGACAAAAGACGGUGAAGAAGUGCAACCAACACGAGACACACAACUGGAAAGUGAUGAUACACACGCAAAACUCCAUAAACCAAGUGCAAAACGAGGUGAUACGGGAAAAUAUAAAAUCACAUUGAAAAAUCCAUCUGGUGAAGAUGAAUGCGACAUUGAUGUUAUUGUGCUAGAUAAGCCAGGCGUACCCGAAGGUCCAUUAACUGCGACAGAGACAACAAAAAACUCUGUUUCAUUGCAAUGGAAACCUCCCAAGGAAAAUGGUGGUGGUGAUGUUACUGGCUAUAUAGUUGAGAAAUGUCCGGAAAAUAGUGACAAUUGGGAAAAAGUUCCAGGCACAUUCGUUCAACCAAAAGGCACAGUCAAAGGUUUAGAAACAAAUAAAAAAUAUAAAUUUCGAGUGAGAGCUGAAAACAUUUAUGGAGUUGGAGAGCCAUUAGAAACAACUUCAAGCAUCACUGUAAAACCACCGUAUGAUGCUCCUGAUGCACCCGAUGUACCCGAGAUAACUGAGUAUAAUUCAAAUUAUAUAAAACUAAAAUGGAAUAAACCUUCGAAAGAUGGUGGAAAUCCAAUACAAGGCUACAAUAUAGAAAUGCGUGAGAAAAAUUCUAAUGAUUGGGUACCGUGUAACAGUUUCCCAACAAAAGCAACGGAUUAUACAGUUUCCGGUCUCCGUGAAGGACAAUCGUAUGAAUUUCGCGUGGCUGCGGUGAAUGAGGCUGGACCUGGAGCACCAAGUAAACCAACGAAACCACAAAAAGCUGAAGUACCAAUAUUUCCAGCUGAUGCUCCUGAUCAGCCAAAAGUUGAAAAAGUUACUAAAGACUCGGUUACACUAUCAUGGAAAAAACCUGCAAACGAUGGUGGCAGUCGCAUUACCGGUUACGUUAUCGAAAAACGUUCUCCAGAUGGUCGCGAUUGGGACGAAGUAACUGAGUUGCCAGCUCGUGAUCACUCAUAUACUAUACCGAACCUUAAAGAAGGCGAUGAACUUACGUUUCGCGUCCGAGCCGUGAAUGCUUUAGGACCAGGUGAACCCAGUCGUCCGACAGAUGUAAUUAAAAUUCAAGAUCAACCAGAAAAGCCAUCUUUUCUCGAUUUACAAGGCAUCAAAGAUAUUACUGUACACGCGGGAAAAGAUUUUGAAGUUCACAUACCUUAUAAAGCAGUACCACGAGCAACAGCUGAAUGGACAGUUGAUGAUAAAGAAUUACUUAGUGAUGAUCGCAUUCUUACAAAAACAUUGGAAAAUGUUGUUACCCUAUUAAAUCACAGUGCUCAGCGAUCUGAUACUGGAUCAUAUAAGCUUGCAUUGAGAAAUCUUGAAGGUGUUAGUCAAGUGCAGUUUCGUGUGACUGUCCUUGAUCAUCCUGGAAAGCCAGAAGGACCUCUUGAGGCAACCAAUGUAACGGCCGAAGGCUGUACACUCAAUUGGAAACCGCCAAAGGAUGAUGGUGGAAAUGAUAUUAAACAUUAUGUUGUCGAAAAACGUGAAGCUGGAACAGAAAAAUGGACCAAAGUAGGACCACCGACACCAGGAACAAGUUAUGACGUUAAAGGACUAGAAAAUGGAAAAAAUUAUGAAUUUCGUGUUGCAGCAGAAAAUGAGAACGGUUUAAGUGCCCCGUUGGAAAUUGCCGCUCCAGUUAAAGCUAAAUGGCCGUUUAAUCCACCGGGAGUACCAGGGACACCACAAUGUGCUAGCCACACUAGCGAUUCUAUUACAUUACAAUGGGCCAAGCCACAUAAUGACGGAGGAAGUCCAAUAAAGGGUUAUCUUAUCGAAAAGAAAGAAAAAGGAACAGAUCGGUGGAUACCAGUAAAUCGAGAGCCAGCUGUUGGUCUAGAACAUACUGUUCCUGGCUUGAUUGAUGGUAAAGAGUACGAAUUUCGUGUGGCCGCGGUCAAUAAAGCUGGCCCAAGUGAAUACGCACAAACCGAUGGUCCGAUUACUGCUCGCCCUCCAGAUGUUGCACCAAAAGCCCUUGGCUUUGGUUUUGGUCCGAAAGAAAUAAUCGUACGCGCCGGUGAAGAUUUGAAGAUUUCGGUACCGUUCGUUGGCUCUCCCGCGCCACAGAUAAAUUGGAUGAAAGACGGUGAUGAGUUGCGUCCUGAUGGCAAUACGCAAAUAGCUAUUAAAGAUGGUAUUGCUGAAUUAUUAAUACCAAAGGUUAAAGGUGGUGAUACUGGUAAUUAUUCGUGUACACUCAAAAAUGCACUUGGUCAAGAUACCGUUCAAAUGAAAGUGAUCGUUGUUGAUAAACCAGAUAAAUGCGAAGGCCCAUUGGAAAUAAGUGACGUAACACCAGAUUCAUGUGUACUUCGAUGGAAACCACCUAAACAUGAUGGCAAUUCACCAAUAAACAAUUAUAUAAUUGAGAAAUUAGACACGAAAAAAGGCGAUUGGCAAAAAGUGUCUAGUUUUUGUCGUUCACCUUAUUAUGAAGUUGUAGGACUUAACCCAGGCAGCGAAUAUAAAUUUCGAGUUUCUGCUGAAAAUGCAAUUGGACAAAGUGAACCACUUGAGGGCGAAAAAUCAAUAAUAGCCAAACACCCAUUCGGUACGUGUUUACUUUUAUAA